GAUGCACUAAGCAGAGCAAACUAAUGCUAUGGCGAGCUCAGACGAACGAACGUCGUUAGGAAGCAACUACCAAGUGUUUCUAAGCUUUAGAGGACCUGAUACUCAUGUUGGAUUCACCGACGUCUUAUAUCAUAGCUUGGCCGAGACUGGAAUAUGCGUCUUCCGAGACGAUGAAGAGGUUCGUGCCGGUGAAAGGAUCGAUGGAUCGCUUCAGCGAGCGAUCGACAACUCUUGGAUCUACAUACCUGUCUUCUCUCGGACCUAUGCUUCGAGCCGAUGGUGCCUCCACUAGCUCAUGCAGAUCGUGGCAAAUACUUCCAUAUCGGAAGGUAAAAAAGGGAUCCUACCUAUUUUCUACGAUGUGGAACCCGACGAUGUUAAGUUGAAAACUCCGUUGUAUCAUGAUGCAAUACUGAAUUUGGAGCGCAAGAAGAAGUUGAGCACUGAGCAAGUAGAUGCGUGGAGAAGGGCUCUCAUGGAGGUUGAUGCAAUAAAGGGGUGGGAAGUGAAGAAGUACAAAGGUUAUAGUGAUGUGAUUAAAUUGGUAGUUGAGGAGGUCGUGAAAAAGCUGAAGAUAAAAAAUAGAUCAGUGACUGAAAAUUUAGUUGGAAUUGAUGAUCAAGUGAUGGCAGUAACUGAAUUGUUAGACGUUGAUUCUGGCUGUGUGCGGCUCAUUGGAAUUUAUGGCAUGGGAGGUAUCGGUAAAACAACUCUUGCCAAGGUGGUUUUCAACCAACUCUCUUUUCAUUUUGGAAAGUGCUGUUGUUUCCUUGAAAAUAUUCAAGUGAAGUCGUCAAGAACUACUGGCUUAAUUGAGUUGCAAAAAAAAUUAUUAUCUGAAAUUAGCAAUCCUACAGGAGCAAGGAGCAUUGACGAAAUUGAUUAUGGAACAAAGAGGACUGAAGAAGUACUUAACAAUAAGAAAGUCCUCAUUGUACUUGAUGAUGUUGCCGACAGCAAACAAGUGGAGGAAUUAGUUGGAAGGAGUACUUUGUAUCCAGGAUCUCGAAUAUUGAUUACGACUAGAAAUAAAGAUGUUUUGCGAAUCAGUAGACCAAGCUAUCAGAUCUCAGAAUAUGAAAUGGAGGUGAUGAGUAGUGAUUGUGCGCUUGAGCUUUUUAGUAGGCAUGCAUUUAACAAAGACUCUCCAUCAGAUGAUUACAAGGAACUUUCAAGGGAAAUUGUAUCUGCCACUGGGAGACUUCCAUUAGCAAUUGUAGUAAUUGGUUCAUUCCUCUCUGGCAGAAGGCAACAACUAUGGAAAGAAACAUUGGAUAAGUUAAGCAAAGCACCUCAUGAAGAUGUUUUUGUAAAGUUGAAGAUCAGUUAUGAUGCCUUAACUUACGCGCAACAACAAAUUUUCCUCGAUAUUGCAUGCUUUUUCAUUGGUGAGCAUAAGAUGUAUGCAAUUUACAUGUGGAAAGAUUGUGAUUUUUUCCCGGAUAUUGAAGUUGAUGUCCUCAUUAGCAUGUCAUUGGUAAAGAUUGUGGAAAAUGCAUUUUGGAUGCACGACCAACUCAAAGAUCUUGGAAGGGAAAUAGUUCGUCGAGAAAAUCCAGUAAAUCCUGGAGAGCGGAGUAGGAUAUGGAUUCAGAAGGAGGUCCUUGAUGCAAUAAGAACAAAGGAGAUGAAGAAGAACGUUCAAGCACUGGAUCUUUAUCUAGGCGAUAAACCUAAGGUCGCUAUUAAAAGCGAAGAGAUUGGAAGAUUUGAACGUCUAAGGUACCUCAAAUUAGAUUCAGGAACCUUCAGCGGUAACUUAGCAAAUAGUCUUACCAAUUUAAGAUGGAUUGUUUGGAGAAAUCCUCCUCGCUUUUUUAAGCCAGCCAAUAUUUGCUUAGAGAAUGUGGUCGUUCUUGAAUAUUUAGACGAUGCCUACAUAGAUAAUUCGAAGCUACAGAGCUUAAUCAAGAUGGCAGAAAAAUUGAAAGUUCUUUCUCUUGAAGGGUGUCACAACAUAAACAGAAUGCCAGACUUCUCCGGAUGCCCAAAUUUAGAGAGGCUUAUAAUCAAAUCAUGUGAUAAUUUGAGGAAAAUUGGUGGCUCUAUUGGGAAGUUGGAGUCUCUAAUUGAUCUGAAGAUUGGGCAUUGCCAUUCUCUUGAAGAUUUGCCUAAAGAGAUCGAGAACCUUUUGAAUUUGAAACACUUCUCCGUUGAAGAUUGUCCACUGACUCGACUCCCAGAUUCCAUAUGGAAGUUGAAAUCAUUACGUGAGUUGCACUUGGACAUUAGACUAAAUUCAUGGGAGUUACCUAGUCCUAUAAUGCUUUAG
Molecule: messenger RNA, 2272 nt
Organism: Eucalyptus grandis
Lineage: Eukaryota; Viridiplantae; Streptophyta; Magnoliopsida; Myrtales; Myrtaceae
Product: disease resistance protein RPV1-like
Exons: 4
Coding region: 296-2272 (658 amino acids)
Biological process (GO): defense response; signal transduction
Molecular function (GO): ADP binding
Source: RefSeq, a predicted model, not a curated record